This is a messenger RNA of Dacryopinax primogenitus, 1750 nucleotides long. RefSeq lists its product as uncharacterized. The record is from RefSeq and is a predicted model, not a curated record. The annotation marks the transcript as partial. NCBI's taxonomy places the organism in Eukaryota, Fungi, Basidiomycota, Dacrymycetes, Dacrymycetales, Dacrymycetaceae. The transcript has 6 exons.
GAUGAAUCAAGCGAUUCAGAAGGCGCAAGACUCGGAGGCCGAGAUGAAGAAAUCUGAAAGAGACCGAAUGGUGCUGAGCGAUGAUCUCGAUGAUGCGAGGCAGCAAGCUGCCCAGCUGAAGCGCGAUAAUGAGAACUUGCAGCAGCAGAUUAACACACUCAACCAGUCCAUAAGCGCGUUCGAAGUCAAUGCGGCAAACAAGGACCAUGAGUUGCGCCGCGUCCAUGACAGGCUGCACGACAGAGACCGAGAGCUCCAGCACAGUCGAACCCAAAUCGAAUCAUUUAAACAAACGGUCGCCCUGAAGGAUGACGAAAUCGCUCGGCUCAGGGAGAGCGAGACAGAACUGCAUGAGCAGAUAGCCGAGUCGGAUCAUACCCUCCGGUCUUUGCAAAUCACGCAUGCGAAUGAAUUGAAAGAGAUGAAAGCCAGGGCUCAGGAUGCAGAGGAGAGGGCCACACAGCUCCGAGAGGAAAUCAGCAGUCUCGAGAAUGAGAAGGACGCCGAAAUCAACAAGGCACAAGCUGUCGAAGCCGAACUUAUGGCUAUGCGGGCAUCUCAGUUCGAUGUCUCCAAGAAGACGAGACUGUCGUCCAACAAGUCGCCAUUGUCGAACGAAUAUGGACAAGAGGAAACGGAUAAGGGUACCCUGAUCGAUGAGCAGUCUGCCGCGGAGAGCACCGAUGCAGACAACGACACGUUCGUGACGCAUACUGUCAUUACCAGACGAAAGCAGUCAAGAAAAUCUGGUGUAAAAGCCGGGCCUGCAUCUGUCUUGGCAGAAAUUGAGAACUCGCGCUUCUUCGCCGAGGUUGCGGUACAAUCUGAGCCGCUGGAACACGCGUCAACACUGGCGGACGAGACGGUCGUCGAGCCGGCGGAGACCAAACUCAAACAGGAUGAGAUUGUUGCGCUCCCUGCAGACGAGCCAUUCCCGUCAACUUUGCUGCUUAACACCACCGGCCGCUCCGCGACGCCAGCUGAAGCAGAGUUGGAGAAGAAGCUGCUCAUAAAGUGGCACGCGAACCUUGCGUUGCCUAUCGAAGGGCUCGGAAAAGGCGUUACAGAUGAUGCUGCCUCGGAGUGGGCAGUGCUGAGGCAAGAAACCGGCAGUGGAUGCGCUGUCAUUGACCAGCUGUUGGAAAGGUCGAAGAAGACGGGCCCGCGGCCUGGAUCGAGGAAAGCCGAGCCACCCCAACCUAUCGUGUUGGUCACCGAAAAGUUUGUCUCAACCAAAGAUGUGCCGAGCGUGUACACCCUGCAAUCCAUCAUCCGGCAGGUCAUCACCUCAGUCUACCCACAGUACAAAGGAGAGCUGGACCCGUACAUCGCUAUGCUCCCCGCCCAUCCACUGGUGCUGAACCGCAAUACCAUCCUCGUGCUCGCACUCAUGCUCGCCUUUCUCAUCUUCUCUUACACUUUCCUCCUCCUGCACUGGGCGCCCGUGCUCAACCCGGCUGCGUAUUACCCCGGUGUUUCCUACCGGGAUCGUGCGCUCUGGACAGCGUAUCACCAGUAUGCGUACCAUAGGCGGUACGGCCCGCCAAGGAUGUCGAGGACUAGCCCGCUCAGCGACCCGUUUACCAGAGUGUGGUGUAGGGUAGUCGAGUGGGUGACAUGAUCAUGAUCUUCUCUCCAACUUCCAUGUCCACUUUCGCUCUAUCUAUCUAUAACCGGUCUUUUCAUCUCAUGUUGUAUACCUACGCUUUUUACCCCAGCUGGUUACGCACUGAUUGUCACUCGUUCUUAU